Messenger RNA from Eimeria mitis, 1413 nucleotides. RefSeq lists its product as uncharacterized. The transcript has 5 exons. NCBI's taxonomy places the organism in Eukaryota, Apicomplexa, Conoidasida, Eucoccidiorida, Eimeriidae. Bases 1 to 1413 code for a protein of 470 amino acids. The record is from RefSeq and is a predicted model, not a curated record.
AUGCAGGAAGGGGCCUCUUAUGAGUCUCCUCUCUCUCGUGCUGGGGUUGGCGUUGACUCUGCUGCAGCUUUCUUUCCUCUCCCCCCCCCCUCCUUCGAUGCCUCUGCGUUGGUACCCUCGGGGGGCCCCCCGGACUCGUCCCCUUCUUUCUCUUGCUGGGGGGCCCCCCACCCAGAGGGCCCCUCUUCUUCUUUGUUGCAGCACUCUGUCUCUGCUUCUCACCGCCUCCCCUUCUCUCCCCCUUCUCUCGCUCUCUCCUCCUCUCAGCUCCCCACCCAGCCUUCUCCUCUGUGUCUAGGGGCCCCCGACCCCCCCCUGGGGGCCCCGGGGGCCCCAGGGGCCCCCCGCCUCCCCUUCUCUCCCCCUUCUCUCGCUCUCUCCUCCUCUCAGCUCCCCACCCAGCCUUCUCCUCUUUGUCUAGGGGCCCCCGACCCCCCCCUGGGGGCCCCGGGGGCCCCGGGGGCCCCUGGGGCCCCUGGGGCCCCUGUUGCAUCAGGGGCCCCUCCUGACGAAGGUUUAGGAGGAAGCAAUGUGAAUACUGCGCUGGCGUUGAGGGGCCCCCCUGGGGGCCCCCCUUCUACGUCUGCAUUGGGCCCCGUGUGGGGGCCCCUUGCUAUCGUGGGGGCCCCUGGGGGGCCCCCAAUAGGGUUUAGGAGGAAGCAAUGUGAAUACUGCGCUGGCGUUGAGGGGCCCCCCUGGGGGCCCCCCUUCUACUUCUGCAUUGGGCCCCGUUUGGGGGCCCCUUGCUAUCGUGGGGGCCCCUGGGGGGCCCCCAAUACCUUGUGGGGGCCCCCGAGCAGCAACAAUAUUGUCAGCUGCCUGCUGAGGUUCGCCUCGCCCUCAAACACCCCCACGGCUACCAGCUCAAGGGCAGGCAGCACAAAGCAGCAGCAGCAGCAGCAGCAGCAGCAGCAGCAGCAGCAGCAGCAGCAGCAGCAGCAGCAGCAGCAGAUGGUGAUGAUGGUGGUGGAGGAGGAGGAACAGCAGCAACAGAUAAAGGGGGGACUCAGAGAAGGACAGCCAAUCCACAGGGAGCAACACACAGGGCUAAGACAGCAAAAAAAAACAGCAGCAGCAGCAGCAGCAGCAGCAGUAGCAGCAGCAGCACUGCAGCUUCCUCAGCAGCAUCCGGCCCUAUACCGGAGUUCAGCAGCAGCAGCAGCAGCAGCAGCAGCAGCAGCAGCAGCAGCAGCAGCAGCAGCAGCAGCAGCACUGCAGCUUCCUCAGCAGCAUCUGGCCCUAUACCGGAGUCUUGGGUGCCAACAGCAACAGCAGCAGCAACAGCAGCAGCACCAACUCCUGCUGCUGCUGCUGCUGCUGCUGCUGCUGCUGCUGAGGGUUCAUCUGGGGGCCCCUGUCAGUGCAGCGACUGCGGGCGGUGCAGGGCCCUCGCAGAGGCGCGGCGUAUCCUGA